Molecule: messenger RNA, 5242 nt
Organism: Lytechinus pictus (painted urchin)
Lineage: Eukaryota; Metazoa; Echinodermata; Echinoidea; Temnopleuroida; Toxopneustidae
Exons: 8
Coding region: 24-1478 (484 amino acids)
Molecular function (GO): protein binding
Source: RefSeq, a predicted model, not a curated record
GAUGUCUAGUUUGCAGUUCUGUCAUGGCCAAGUGCCAUAGUGGGGGUGCCCCACUCAUCAACUCAACAGAGGCUACAGGAAAGACUUGUGUUCAUCUGGCAGCUGCUGCUGGGCACCAUGAAAUCUUGUUAGAGUUUGCUCAGAUUCCCAAUGUAGACUUUGAAGCCUUAGAUCCAGAUGAAAGGACACCCUUACAUUGGGCAGCGGUCAAAGGCCAUGUCAUUUGUGUCAAGGUGCUUCUGGAACUAGGGGUAUGUCCCUCACCUGUGGACCUUGAUGGGGGCACACCACACCAGUACAGCAUCCAGGCCAGAAAGAGCGAAGCAACAAAACUACUCAAAGGGACAGAAUGUGGGUUCGGCCAGGAGACGGAAGAACCUACAGAAUCGGAAGGAACCAAAGAUGGGGUGAAGAAGAAACGUUUUGCCUUUCUUACCAGUUGGUUAGACAAAAGAAAGAAUGCUAAAUCACAGUACAGCAGUGGAGAGAACAAACAGGACGGAAACUUUCAAGAUGUAUUUAGUGGUUUGCCACAGGAGGGCAGCGCAAGGAAAUCAGAAUCUAUACUGAAAUCAAAGAAUGAAGCCGCAAAGCUGGGAUCUACAAAAGGUGCGAUAGGUUUUGAUGUAAUGACGAGUGAUCCCAAACUCUUGGAGGACAAGAACAAAAAUGCAGACUUAACAAGAACUAGUGACAUUGUUGGGCUAAGUCUUUCGGAUGAUCAGAACUCCUCAAGUGAUCUUCGCCGCAGAACAAAUCAUGACACGCAAAUUUUGAAUAGAAGAAAAUUGCGAAGGAGACAGCUUGCAGAAGGUGAACUGCAACAUGCUGUGUCGGAACCGCAUAUAGGUUCUAGCUACCCUCCCCCAAAGCAUGUGGACUUACUGGAUAACCUCUCCCUUAGCUCUCAUCAAAGCCAGGUUACCAUGGUAACUAAUGGAUCAGGUGGUAGGAAGGAUGGUAGAGAUGAAGACUCUCCAAAAAUAAAUAUUCAAAACCUACAUGAUGGAUCCUCACUCCUUGUCAAGCCAUUCUUUAGGGCUUUGCCAAACGCAGAGGUUCUUCAACAACAAGCUAAGGAAAUCCUAGAGGCACAGAAGAGCCCAGGAGGGGGCCAUAAGCAGGUGAAAUCUGGAGGAUCGGCUGGUGGACGAGCUUCAACUAGUCUGGAUCACUAUGGGUUCAUGGGACGACCAAACAGUCCGAAACUUGCCCCUAUCUCAGCAAAACCUAGGAGACUCGAUUCACCGGGUGAGCUAUCAGUACCACUCCCUGCUGGGUUUAUUCAACAAAGAUCAUCAUCUCUCACAUGGGAAUCAUGGGAAAAUCAUUGGAAAGAAGGGAAAGAUCAGAUAAGACAGCGACCUGAUGUUCUAGAACCGAUACGGCACAAUAUAGUUGAUAAAUCAAAGAAAAAAAGAAAAAAGAAGCCAAGCUCUAAUCAUCUUAGGGAAGUAAAAGAACUUGACAAGAGAUGAUAAAUAAGACUCUGAUUGGUCGUCAAAAGAUUUAAGACUGAUGUGUGCUCCUGGCCAGUCACUUACCAACUCAAAUCCAAUGUGCAAUUCUUGCAGCUUUAAUUUGUUCAACAAGUUGUAUUUUUAUGUUGUGUGCUGAUCUUUUAUGAAGUCAUCAGGGGAUUCUUACGCCCAUUCCAGUGGAUAGAUAUAGAAUUGUAUGAAUGUACAAGCUUCAAGCAUUCCCUUUGUAAUUUGCACCUUGUAUUAAACGAGAAUAUCAUAGUUAAUGAAAUACCCCCUCUGAAUAGUUAAAUGGUUAUCAUUCUUUUUAACCUAUUUUGUGCAACAUCUUAAUUCCACAAUUGAGCUUCUCGACCAUCAUCUUGCAAUUGUGAGAGUUGACCUGUCAGCUGUUGUUAAAGGCAGAAGUUAAAAUUGGUUUUACAUUUAAAAUCUGAGCUGCAAGGCCACUCUUGACACCAGUGUCUGUGAUAUGUUUUAAAAAUGAAGACCAGAAAACAAAUUUGUGCCGCCAAAAUAAUUAUUAGUGCUUCAAAAGAGUGAAAUAUAAGGUGACUGGCAACACCUCCAUCUUGAUAGCAUCCCAUACACUAGCUUAUCUUGUGUUUAUCUCCCCCAGGAGAUUUAGUAAAUGAUGAUUUUACUGCCAGCAAUAUCUAGAAAGUGUCUGGAUGAAUUUGAUUUUUUUUUGUUAUAGUAACCUAUGCCUUUAAGUUGUUCAUUGUCAUUUGUAUAUAUACCUGAUUAAAAGGAAACAAUGUAUAUUGAAUGCCUUGCCUGAGACUGCUUGUGCCAAGGGGAUUUAAAGAGCAGGAAUUUCCUAUCCUAUACAAGGUAGUUGAUAUUUUAAUGCUUGAUGAUCAGGCCAAUGUUCUGAAUAGUAAUGAUUCUUUACCUUAUUUCAGUUUAUUUUGCAAACAAAACAAAGUGAUAUAAGGCUAUGGUUCUUUGCAUGCUGGUCUAUUGUUUGCAUGAUUCAAACUAAUCACAGUGACACCUUCAAAAUUUGUUUUGAUUAUUGCUAGUGUGAACUAGAAAAAAAUAGUGAAAUCGUUUUUAAACACUGAGGCAGAGAUUUAUUGACAACUCAAGAAACAUGUAAAAUAAAGGCUCAUGCAGGUCGCCUUUAUGUGUUUGUGAUAUCUGCCCUACCAAACUAGAUAAGUAAGGCUUUGUAGCAGCUCUAUAUUUAACACACAGUCUCUGCUUCUUCUCCUCAAAUUCAUAACAGUUGUUAAUUUUCCUAUUUAUGUUCAUACUUUGAAAAUUAUUAAAUAUGGAUAUUGGUCCAACACGAGUACAAAUGAAUUAUAAAUGUUUAAUUUUUUUUCAAUAUAGCUAAUUUGAAUAUUUAAACAGUUUUAAAAACAUUUUUUGAUUUGAUACUGCACUGGAAGUGUUUGUCUCUUUCCGACCAUAUUCCAUGUGUUCUCUUACAUGUCAAAUAUUAUAUUUCUUGUUGUUAUAUCAAUAUUGCUUCUGAAAUGAUUGUAUCUCAUUAAUGCUUUCUGUUCCUGUACAUGUACUUCACUGUAGUCGUGUCUAUCAAUCUAUAUAGAUCUUGUCACUACAUGUUUUCAAACAAACACUUCGUCAAAAUGCCUGAAAAUGAUUAACUGCAACAUCAGUUUAAAGAAAAUUGUAAACCCAUCUUGUUUUUAAAUCAUUACCAUGUAAUAUUUUGUAAGAAUGAUAAACAGUAUAGAAUGUGUGGAAAUUCUAGUUAACUUUAGUGCCUUCAUUCUCGCUCAAUUAUUGUAUAUGCACUGAAGAAAUCGAUCAAAUUGUCCUUAUAAAUGUAUUUGUAAGUUAUGUUAUCAAAACAGAUGUUCUUUAUCUAGAAACAUAGAGUACAUUAUUUUUUUAUUUAGGUGAUGUUUUUGUUAAUUCAAAUAUGUGUAAAGUCAGUGUGCUGUAUUUACCAUUGUGAAUCAAGGUCGAGCUAUGCUCUUGCUCAUUCGGAUUUGUUUUGGAUUUGUUGAAUAUUUCUUUUCAUCAAAUUCCAUUACAUAGAAGUUGCUAUAAAAAAUCGGCAUAAAUGGUUACUGCCAUCAAAUCCUUGAUAUUGAUUGGUUGAUGACCAUUUCUAUCAUGGAAUUUUCCACUAUGGUAACUUGAAUUGAAGCUUUGAUUUUGAUUGGUUGUUGAAGCAUGAUAACAAGCCUGAUUACCAUGGUACUUGGCAUCGGAUUGCAAAGUUACAAUAAUAGUAGCUUUUGUGUAAUUGGGCUUGGAUGGUUUUUCAUAAAGCUUUCUGCAAGAUACUUAUGACUUUACAAACGAUUCAAACAUACCUGGAACAUGGUGCUUAGUCAGCUAUGUAGGGAUAUAUUUUAAAGCACAACAAAGGGUCAUCGUAAACUCUUGUUUGAGUUUAAAAUCAGCUUUAUGAAAGGGCUCCCUUGUAUAUGGUCUUCUAUAUCGAACUCAAUAAGGGAAAAAAGUGCUGAAGAAUCAUGAUCAAUUCUUUUUUUUUAAUCUUUGACAGCAUUUUUUGUAAUAAGCUGCAUGUUCUAGGUAAACAAAUUUAAAGCGAUCAAACUGAAUCAUUUUUUUCUGAGAAUGUGUGCUGGUGUAUUAUAUUUUUACUAUGCCAAAAUUCGAACAACUCAUUUUAGGAACAUGUCAAGUGCAAUGUUUUUCCAAUACUGCAUGUAUUUUAAGUAAAGAUAUUUGUUAUCUUACGUUUCUUGUAUAUAUCAAUGAAACCCAUUUCCAAUGUUUGAUAUCAUUGUGAUUGAAUGCCAAAUUAUAGAAAAAAUCUUUGUACUUUGACAAUCAUUAACGUCAUGAACAAAUCAUUCACAAAUUGUUUUUUCAUGUCUGUCAAUCGUUUUAAGAUUUAAAAUUUAGUAUUAAACUUUAUGUAAUAAUUUUGGUUAGACAGCAAGUUAAUAUGUUGUUCAUUGAUGUUUAUCUCUUUGAUGGUUCAUAUGAACCCAAUUUAGAGGGCAUAUACAUAUACAUUUACAUUUACAGUUAAAAGUAAAUAUUUGUUUACAUUAUAACAUUUGAUUGAUUUUGAUAAAGGUAUGCUGCAGUAUAGUCAAAAGAUGAGAAGUGCUCUUAAGAUCAAAAUCAAUAUGAAUUUUGGUUUUAAUUGAUCUCAACUAAGGAAAGCCUCAUCUAGAAUGUAGAAGUCCUUUUGGUUAUUUUGUAAACAUCACAGACGAAUGCUUUUGCCAGCAUAAUUGAUUUACAAACAUGCUCUUUUUUACACAAAGUCAAGACCCAUAUUGAUGAAGAAUGAUGAUAUUGAUCGCAUUCCGAUAGUGUUAUUGAUAGGAUCAGUCACAACCCUUUGAUAGAUGAGGUCUUGAUAUAUGUAGCUGUUGUUGCUAAAACUCUAGUACUCAAGUAAACUAUUUGUGUCUUAGGCUGCAUUGAAAUUGUCACUUUUAUAAUUCCAGUAUUUAUUCACUUCUACAGAAAUUUAUAAUUCUUUUAGAAUGUCAUUGGUAAUGAAUUUUAUCUUACAUUUUAAAGAGUGUGUGUUAUUACUUCAUCCAUAUGGUAGAACAGAGUUUCUUAUGUUCUUGUAUAUGACAGAUAAUGGUAAGUUUGCUCUAUCAAAACUAUGUUUAGAGUUAUGGCUUCAAAUCAUGUUUAUAUUCUUGAUUGACUAUAUUGUGAGAAAUAUUGCUUAACUGUUCACAUGAACUAUAUAAUGUUUGUAAUAUAAUUAUUAUAAAUAAUUGUUUAUUUUCCGCACUGUAUAGAACAUCAAAUAAUAUUUGAUUAAAGAAUAUUGAUUAGGGAGU